AUGGAAAGUAAAAUUAACGUUACCGUCAGGAUAAAGCCACUUUCCGAGGCUGAAAGGCAGCAAGAAAAAAAUAAUGUCUGGUCCUAGAUUGGGGAUAACACGGUCUUCAAUUAGAGAACUAAAGAAAUGUUCAGUUUUGACAAUGUCUUUGGAGAUGGGGUGUCUACUCAGGAGAUUUUUGACUCUCAAGUAAAGGAAAUGGUGAAUACUGCAAUGGAGGGAAUUAAUGUCACUGUCUUCGCCUACGGUUAGACAUCUAGUGGCAAAACUCAUACAAUGAGAGGUACGGACAAGUACCCUGGCCUGAUACCUCUCUCAAUCAGGCAAGUAUUUGACUUCAUGGAUUAAGACAAGGGCAGAGACUAUCAAAUAUCAGUAGCAUAUUUGGAAAUAUAUAAUGAAACGUUGAAUGACUUGAUAGACAAUAACAAUAAGAACUUGGAAAUCAGGGAAAGUAUCUCGAAAGGUAUUUACAUCAACAGAUUGAAAGAGUGCGAAGUCACCACUAAAGAAGAAGUUAUUAAAUAUAUGGAAUAGGGAGAGUAAUCAAGAAUAAUUGCUGAGACUAAACUUAAUGAAUAGUCAAGCAGAUCUCAUACUGUCUUUAGAAUCAGUGUGACUUCAAAACCAUUUGGAGGUAAAAUUUUCUCAAAUUUGGCUGGUAGUGAGGGGGCUAGCAGAACUGAAACGCAGGGAAUUAGGCUGAGAGAGGGUUCUAAUAUCAAUAGGUCUCUAUUGGCUCUGUCUAAUGUUAUCAACAGAUUAAGUCAGGCUAAUAGUGGAAAGGCGUUUAUUAACUAUAGAGAUUCAAAGCUUACCAGAAUAUUGCAGACUGCUCUGGGAGGUAAUUCUAAGACUGCUAUAAUAUGCACAAUGACAUAAACGAUCAGUAACUAUUAGGAGACUCUGAAUACUCUACAUUUCGGCUAAAAGGCUAAGCAUGUAAAGACUACUGUGAAUGUCAAUGAGAUAAGUCAAAUAUCAGGGUCAUUUGGUCCAGAGAUGGAGAAAGCCCAAAAAGAAAUUACUGAUCUGAAGACUAAGCUUAAGGAUUAUGAAAACAAGAUUAUUGAGAUGCAAAGUGCAAGCAUCAGUAAAAUAGAACAACAGAAUUCUAAUUUAAUGAUUAUCGAUACUUCCACUGAUAAGCUAAAUAUGAGCAUGCAAUCUCAAUCAUUGACUCACAAGGACAAUGACUUCACAGUAAUAUUUCUUAAGGAUUAGUUGAAGUUCCUCACAGAUAAAGUUAAGAAAGCAACUACUGAGUUAGAAGACAAGGAGAGAAUAAUAUAAAAAUUAGAGCAUGAAAAAAGAGAGUUUUAGCGAAACUUUGAAACCAUUGAGCUGGAAAACUUCUAGAUGUAAGAAAAACUCAACUCUAUGUCCCAAAAUUAAUCCUUAGUAAUAAAGCAGAAUGCUCUGACUAACUCUUCAAGCCUACCAAAUGAUUGCUUCAAGACGCCCAGUAUCAAUAGACAGUAAAAUAGAAGAGUCUUAGAGGAAGACGGGAUUCAAUGCUUCGACCUGGAUAAUAACUCAUUAAGUCUGAAUGGAGAUAGUGAUUUACUAAGAAUGUCUAUCGGAGCUGGACUGCAUAAUUAAAUGAACAUGAAUAAUAACUUCAUGAAUCAUCAAAUCUAAAAUAGCGGUACCGAGAUCAAUGAAUAGCUAAAGAUGUGGUAAGAGUUAGAGAAGCAAAAGAGAGAAAAUGAAAAUCUCCUCAUCUAGAUUGAGUAAUUUGAAAGUGAUAGAAAAACUACAUUCGCUGACAGAGCUUUGAAAGAUGAAUUAGAGAUGCUCAAGGAAGAAAUGCUUAUCAAAGAGGAAGAACUGUAAAAAUAUCAAAGACAUGUCGGUUCUAUCUCUGAUGAGCUUAAAUUCUAUAAAGAUUAGAAUAACGAUCUUUUAAGAAGAUUAGAUGAUUUUGAAAAGACAAUAGCAUCAGAUAUAGAAAAUGCUAGCGUAAUUAUUUACAAUGAGGCAUAAAUAGACUCUAACUAAAUGAUUAAGGAUGAAAAUGCGAUUUUAAAGUAGCAAAUUACCAAGCUCAAGGAAGAAAUUAAGACUAUUGAGCUUGAGAAGUUAAGAUAGGAGAAUAUCAAGACUGAAUUAGAGUAUAAUCAUAGAGCUUCUGAAUACAAUGUGGAGAUUCUGAAAAAUCAAAUAGAAAAUCUAAAUAAUGAGAUCGCUUUAAUGAGGAGAUAGAAUGAGAAAUAGAAAAAGACUAUUGACAUCAUAAGAGCAACAAACGAAAGACUAUCAUAGGAUUUAGAGCAUUACAAGAAGCUAUCCCUUAAGCAAUACAAAAAAUCAGCCAACUCGAUAAAUCCUAAUGCCAAUAAUUAAGGACUCUAAUCUGGGUAUAAUUCUUCAACUGAAGGUCCAUAAAGAGAUUCUUUCUCUGCCUUAAUGCCUCCUCCCUCCAUAGUCUAUCUCCCUUAGCCACAUCCUGAUACAUCAAUCUAGGAGAUUCAAGUUAAUCUAAUUGACGUUAGAUAAAUUGAGGCAAAAGACUCAGAGAUUCAGAAGCUUUAAACAGAUAUUGAUGAGAGAACUAGAAAGAUUGAUGAUAUGGAAAAGCAACUAUUAGUCUUAAAGGAUUCUAAGAAUAUGAGUGAGACUGAGUAAAUAAAGAAAAUGAGAUUUGAUAAUCAGAUACUCAUGAACAAGCUCAGUGAAUACAAGAAAGCUGAGAAGGGGGCUAAGGAAAUAGUUAAUGAUUAUGAGUAAAUGAAGAUGAAAUACUUCAAUGUCUUAACUGAAAACUCAAAUUUAAAGUCUCAAAUAUAGGAGCUUAUAUAGAGCAAACUUGACAACGAAAUGCAGAUCAAGCAGCUGAAGCAAGAGCAUGAUAAUUUGAUAGAUGAACUCUAUUCAGCUAGAAUUGAUAACAAAAAGAAGGCUGAAGAAAUAUCCAAAAGACAUCAGUAGAUUGAACUUCUUAAUGAAGAGUUCCAGAUAAUGAUGAAAAAAUCACAAGAGCUAGCCCAAAAAGAGAAAGAAAUAUCUUAGUUACAAUAUGACAUCGAAGCUUUCCUUAAAUUUUUCACCCAAGUCGACAAGCAUCUCCGUACCUUGAUAAAAUUCUUAAGAGACUCCAUUGCUAAAUGUACAGAUCCUAAGCUAAUUGAGCACAAUUAAAAACAAAUCAAGGGAAUAGAGUGUUUGCUAGAUGAGGUUAAGAGGGCAAUAGCCAACAAAGAAUACCCAGGAGAGACGAGCAGACUCAUUGAGAGUCUAUUUUUAUUAUCAGCUGAGAGUUUGAAGGAUGUAUAAACUUCAGCCAUGCUAUCUGAUAAGGAGCGAAUUUUUGGAAAUGAAAUCAGCGAAAAUAUUAUUAAGCAGCAUAAUAACAAAAGGAGAAAGUUGGUCCUUGACUCUGAAUCAGAAGCAGUCCUUAGAGAAAGUAAAUUAUUAUAGGAACCUGUUCCAAAAGAAAACAGAUCAAUCCUCAGUCAACAUCAUGAAUCAAGAUAGAAAUAUCCAUUAACUUAGCCAUUCAUUCUAGAGAGUGCUGAUGAAGAUGGAACUAUCUAACUGGGGAACUUAGAUGGAAGCAAAAAGAAGAGAUUCAGUAAGCAAGGAGAUAAAGCCUUCUCUUACAAGAAGAUAGAAUUUGACGGGAUUAGAAGAAGCGAAAGAAUUAAGGAUAAAGGAGGAAUGACUGAAUCUGACUGCUAUUGA
Molecule: messenger RNA, 3684 nt
Organism: Stylonychia lemnae
Lineage: Eukaryota; Ciliophora; Spirotrichea; Sporadotrichida; Oxytrichidae
Source: the annotation of a GenBank genome assembly